AUGACCAUCGCGGCGUACCCAGAAGUUGCGCACCGCCUACCAGAAGCCGAUUGCUUAGCAGCAUAUAAUUUCAGCGAGUGGGAAGUGCGAGAUUUCAAAUUCGGCGCUCGGGUGCAAGCCGGUAACCCCUACCGCGAUGACUUGAUUCCGCCUGAGGCGCAUCCGAAGACCGGGUUUAAGUUCGAUAGGCGCUUGAAUGAGUUGUUUAUCGAGCAGCAGUGGGAUUGCGAGGACGAUGACGGGAACGAAACUAGGCUUAUAGCGGUUGGUAGUACGGUUCUACCGCUAGAAUGCCAUGAAAUACCUACUUCGGAUGAUAAUCCAAACCCUUAA
Messenger RNA from Daldinia vernicosa, 333 nucleotides. RefSeq lists its product as uncharacterized. The coding region runs from base 1 to 333 and encodes 110 amino acids. The transcript is spliced from 3 exons. The record is from RefSeq and is a predicted model, not a curated record. NCBI's taxonomy places the organism in Eukaryota, Fungi, Ascomycota, Sordariomycetes, Xylariales, Hypoxylaceae.